AUGAGAGUCAUCAAUCUUAUUAAUCAAAAAUCGAAGGAAUGGGAUGUUGGAUUACUGGAGGACUAUGUUGCCUCUGAAGAUAUACCUUUCAUAAGGAGUUUGGCCAUAAGCUCAGCUCAUCGCCGUGACACAUUUUGUUGGAACUACACUAAGAAUGACCAGUACACGGUUAAAUCAGGAUAUUGGGUAGCUCGCAACUUAUUGAAGGCUGAGGAUGAGAAGGAAGUAUUGGAGCCCAGUGCAAGAAAUGAUAAACUAUUUAGGGGAAUAGACAGAGAUCCUUUGGAGUUAGUUCGCUAUGCGGAGAGUGAGUGUCAAGCCUGGUUCAAUGCAAACGAGAUGGUGUCAUCAACUCCACAAGGACAUAGUAUUGACGAACCUCAAGUCUUAAGCUUAGGUAAUAUUUGCAUGAUAGACGGGUCAUGGACUUCUACGGCACAGCUUAGCGGGUAUGGAUGGGCUUGGAUAGACAGCUUGGGAAAAGUUCAACUUAUGGGAACACGAAACUAUGGAAGCACUGAGAUGGACGAUGGAGAGUAUGCUUCAGCACUCGACAUGUUAGAGCUUCAGAACGGACUGCAAGGAUUUGAUCGCCAUGAUUAA
Molecule: messenger RNA, 603 nt
Organism: Brassica napus (rape)
Lineage: Eukaryota; Viridiplantae; Streptophyta; Magnoliopsida; Brassicales; Brassicaceae
Exons: 2
Coding region: 1-603 (200 amino acids)
Source: RefSeq, a predicted model, not a curated record